CAAAGUGACAAAGCAAAAAACAACACUAAAAUCCUCUUCAUUAGUGUUCAAAGUUGCUAAAAUCACACUUCAAUUUCAAGAUCCAAUCUUUCACACAUUUCACACAACACAAAAAAUUUCUUGAAAAAUGGCAAAUUCAUGGAGAAGAAAUCAACAAAUCAAGAUUUUAACACCCAAAAAUCUCCUCCUUUUCUUCUUCACUUCACUUCUCCUUCUCAUUUUCCUUUACCUCACAUCACAAACUCAGCAACCCCACACAAAAUCCAUUGAAAAAACAAUCUUUAAUGUUCCAAUUACACCCUUUAAUUGUUACAAUUCACAACAAGCUUAUCCUAUUAUAGCUAAUAUAGUUGAAGGUGUAAAAUACCCUUUUCUUUUUUCACUUUCAGAUUUUGGUAAUUUGCCUGAAAAACCUCAUAAGAAUAUUCAAAGAAUACUUAAAGGAAAACCCUUUAGAAGGCCUGAUAUAUCUGUGACAAUUCAAGAAUUCUUGGAAAAAAUGAAGGGUAAAAAUGGAAUUGUAAUUGACGUUGGUGCUAAUGUAGGAAUGGCUAGUUUUGCUGCUGCUGUUAUGGGGUUUAAAGUUUUGGCCUUUGAACCUGUUUUUGAGAAUUUGCAAAAGAUUUGUGAAGGGAUUUAUUUUAAUAGAGUUGGGGAGUUAGUUGAGGUUUAUGAAGCUGCUGUUUCAGAUCAUAAUGGGAAUAUUACCUUUCAUAAGUUGGUUGGUAGGCUCGAUAAUAGUGCAGUCUCGGCCACUGGUGCCAAGUUGGCUUUUAAGUCAAACGAAGAGAUUGAAGUUCAAGUAAAAACUAUUCCCCUUGAUGAAGUUAUUCAAGAAACGGAACGUGUUCUGCUAAUAAAAAUAGAUGUUCAAGGCUGGGAGUAUCAUGUACUUAAGGGAGCAUCAAAGAUAUUGUCGAGAAAGAAAGGUGAAGCACCUUACCUAAUCUACGAGGAAGAUGAGCGAUUGUUGCAAGCCAGCAAUAGCAGCACCAAGGAAAUCCGGGAAUUUUUACGCAGUGUGGGCUACAACCGUUGCACUCAACACGGUACAGAUGCACACUGCACAAAAACAGAUUGACAGAGGUUAUUCAUGUAUAAAUGCUCUUCAGCUACAACUCCGGCAGGACCAUCAAUACUUUAAAUUCUUAACAGUUGUGCUACACCAAUUUUAGUGGUCAAUCAUCAUAUUAUUUUGCCGCGUUAAGCUUAGAAUGGUUUGAGGAUCGAGAACCUGGCGUACUAGUUGUUCAAAGCCGAGCUCUUGUUUUUUCAGUUCGCGUGAAUUGGAAGGCUGACUGAUACCAUGUUGAGGGGAUUAUGAAAAAUACUAACUUUGCUGAUAGGUUUGUGGUUGGGUAAAGCAGAUCGGAAAAGAGAUUGAUGAUUUUAGACAGUGGCAAGAUGUUUUCUCACACUUUUUGCUUGCUGGUUAUAACAUAUGUAAUGUGUGCACAGGCUAUUUAUAAUACUUUACUCGUCGAAGAAGUUUCUUUAAUCUGUAUUUUUCUCUCCUUUUACUCUUUGUUUGAUCAUUAAGUACAUCUAAUACCAUUCUUCCUCUUACCAA
Messenger RNA from Capsicum annuum, 1570 nucleotides. RefSeq lists its product as uncharacterized. The transcript is spliced from 2 exons. The coding region runs from base 128 to 1081 and encodes 317 amino acids. Lineage: Eukaryota; Viridiplantae; Streptophyta; Magnoliopsida; Solanales; Solanaceae. The record is from RefSeq and is a predicted model, not a curated record.